CGGGGCCUGAGGGACAGAGCCCGGCCGGUCCCGCUCCCUAUGCCCCGAACCGCCCCGAUCCGCUCCAUGUGGGGCCGCUCCUCGCCCGCAGCCGCUGCCGCAGCAUCGUCCUUCUGCUAUGGCUCGGAAAACAGUUAGCAGGAAGCGGAAAGCGGCGGCGCCGGCCGCCGCGGGGCCUGGGGGGCUCCAGGGGGAGCAGUAUGUGUGGGAUCACUCGGUGCACAAAAGGAAGAGGCUCCCCCCGGUGAAGAGGUCCCUGGUGUACUACCUGAAAGGGAGGGAGCUCCGGAUGCAGAAUGAGUCCAGCUACCACCGCCUGUUGCACGGAUACGCAGCCCAGCAGCUCCCCAGCCUCCUGAAGGAGAGAGAAUUCCACCUGGGAACCCUCAAUAAAGUGUUUGCCUCCCAGUGGCUGAACCACCGGCAAGUGGUGUGCGGGACGAAAUGCAACACGUUAUUUGUAGUCGAUGUCCAGACUGGUCAAAUUACCAAGAUUCCUAUUCUGAAGGAUCGUGAACCGGGCAUGGUGAACCAGCAGGGAUGUGGCAUUCAUGCCAUCGAGCUCAACCCCUCGAGGACCCUCCUGGCCACAGGUGGAGACAACCCCAACAGUCUUGCAAUUUAUCGCCUGCCUACACUCGAUCCUGUCUGUGUGGGAGAUGAUGGACAUAAGGACUGGAUAUUUUCAAUUGCAUGGAUCAGUGAUACUAUGGCUGUUUCUGGUUCCCGGGAUGGUUCGAUGGGUCUCUGGGAAGUCACAGAGGAUGUGUUGUCCAAAAGUGAUGCCAGGCAUAACCUCUCUCAAGUUCCUGUCUAUGCCCACAUAACACACAGUGCUCUGAAGGACAUCCCCAAGGAGAACACCAAUCCUGACAACUGCAAAGUCCGAGCAUUGGCCUUCAACAAUAAGAACAAGGAGCUGGGAGCAGUGUCCCUGGAUGGGUAUUUUCAUCUUUGGAAAGCAGAGCUCACACUAUCAAAGUUACUUUCCACAAAGUUGCCAUACUGCAGGGAGAACGUGUGUUUGGCUUAUGGUCAGGAGUGGUCAGUGUAUGCAGUAGGAUCACAGGCACAUGUCUCGUUUCUGGACCCGAGGCAACCUUCCCACAAUGUUAAAUCCGUCUGUUCCAAAGAACGAGGCAGUGGUAUCCGGUCGGUGAGCUUCUACGAGCACAUCAUCACCGUGGGAACGGGGCAAGGCUCCCUGUUGUUCUACGAUAUCAGAGCCCAGAGGUUCCUGGAUGAAAAGCCCCCCCGUGCCUGCUAUGGAUCAAAGCAAAAAUUAGGAGGAGGUGAAAUUUUGAAGUUGACAACUGGGAAAGGCUGGCUGAACCAUGAUGAAACCUGGAGGAAUUAUUUUUCUGAUAUAAAUUACUUCCCAAAUGCUGUUUACACCCACUGCUACGACUCGUCUGGAACGAAACUCUUUGUGGCAGGAGGCCCCCUUCCAUCAGGACUUCAUGGGAAUUACGCUGGUCUCUGGAGCUAAUGAUAACUCUUCAUAAAUGCUGAUCUUUACACAGAUUUCCACUUUUCUUUUCCUUUUUUUAACAACAAAAUUGUGUGAUGCCAUUGAUCCCUGAUUUAAGCGCAAGUUAUUUUUUGGCAGAGUUUUCUGUUGGUCUCCAACAGUUUUGUACAUCUUUUUGAACCGAUUUUUUGCUUUAACCUCCUUGAUCCUUUAUAUGAAGGGGUUUUGAAGUCCUUUUUUUAUUGUAAUUACUCCAAAUGACUCUUUCCCCCCCAUUUAGGGUGUCUUGGCCAUGUGCCCCCUCCCCUACUUUGCUGUGAGGUAGGAUUCCUUUCUUACAGAGUGGUUGCUCCUGGGCUUUCUGUGAAAGUCUUGGGGCUGUGUGUGUGCAGGUACUUCGUGUCAGUUACAUUACCUGGAGUGAGGACUACUUGUAAUUAAAAAAUAUUAAAAGUAUUUAUAAGAGAUAAGCUACUACUUUAUCUGCAGAGCCUGGCCCUGGCCUGGAUUGAUCUUAUUUUUUAAAAGUACAAGUCUAAUGACACUGUUUUUACGUAGAGUGAUAUGGUUAUUUUAAGCUGUACUCACUGGAGCCCAGGCACAGAUUCCCCCAGGGUAUUGCCCAUCAUGUCCAAAGUGCAGGAGUUCUAAAAAGUGCAUUUGUAUUUGAAUGGUAGUUUUCAACAGUGCCAGGAGCAAAAACUGAUCUUUUGUUUCUUCACUGCCUGUCCCAGGUAUCAGCUUUUGCGCAGCUGGAGUUUGCAAAGGCUGUUCUGCAGCGUGGCUGUUGCAGGGUGAGGUUACGUUGAGAGCUGCAGAGGUGCUGAGGGGAAAUGGGGGCUGCUUAUUCAAAAUGAACUAAAUCUUAUCUGUUUUCCAGAUGAGCCAUGGUUUCUGACUAUGCUGUUGGGGUAGCUCAUGAGCUUUUCCUAAACUGCCUAAAACCCAGGACCUUUUUUUAUACCAGGUUCUGGAAAUUUUUCCUGUUUUUGUUGUUCCGGUUGGCCAUCUGCUCUAAUAAGCCAAUGAAAUAAAUAAACUAAUUUUUUUUCUACAAGAUUAAAGAGUGCAUCUUGGACUUAACUAAUGCAAGUGUGAAGCUUUCCAUGUAGGAGGAUAGCUCGAUGUCAGCCCACGUUGUGCCGCAUAUACUGUAGGAGAGGCUCAGCCUUUCCCCGAAUCCCCUGCUGCCUUCUGCUUCCAGGCUCCCGUGAACUUCACGUGGGACUGGGAAGGGAGAACAGCUCCAGUGCCCUUCAGGUUCAGCUGUGAAGCGUGUGCAUCCCAGAGUGAUGGUCUUACUCAAUACCCAGCUAAAGUGCAGGUCUCCAGGUGCUCCUCCUUUUGGCAGGCACCAGACUCUCAGCUUGUUAUUGAUGCCUCUCUCCUCUGCUGGGAUGAAUGCCUUUCCCCUGGCACCGGUGAAGCAAAGUGUGCCUGGACCUCACUGCUUUGGUGACAAACAGGGAGUUGGCUGAAGCUGAGGGGAAAGACAAGGUUGGGACAUGCUCUGCUCUCCUGUCUCUGUGGAGAUCACAGAGUUCCUGCUGACAGCCCAGAGCCUGUACUUUGUCUUUGCAGUCCCUCUUGUCUUCAUACUCAGUAUCUUCUUCAGUAAUUCCAAGCAGUGAGCCUCAGGCUUAAUUUCCAGUUGGCAAGGAGACCUGCAUGGAAAUCCUGCAAAGAAUGCAGUUCCCUCCCGUCCGGCUGGAAAGCCUGGCAAGAGAAGAGCUCUCUCCCAGAUGUGCACCUGUCCCAGAAGUGUAAUUUACACUGAGCACUGAUACAGGUGCUUCACAAACACAUCAUCUUCCAGUGUUUCAUAGUGGUACUUCCCUUGUGGGCUGGUUGCUUAAGCUGCAGCAGUUCACGGUGCUGUGUGUUCAGCUAGCCAGGCUUUUCUCCAAAGAGGGCAAAUUAUAUACCAUGGGGUAGUCAAGAGUUAGGGUUGCACAUUUUCCUUGGAGUUGUUCAUCGUUUCAUUUUAAAGGUGUCAUAAUGGUGCCUGUGUUGUUCUUUCGUGGCAGCUUACUCCUUUGGAUAUUUUUUGGUUUAAAAAAGUGAAAGUAUACAAAGAAAAACAAGUCUUGGUCAAGUAUGGCAGGAUUUGUAUUUCUUGGAUUACUCCUGCAACUACUGUGUAAGAUCACUCUGUUAUAGGGAACAUGUUCUGCUUUUUUUAUUGAGCUUGGUUUGAAGAUCACUGUUAUAGGGAACAUGUUCUGCUUUUUUUAUUGAGCUUGGUUUGAAGUUUGUUUUGUUUUGUUUUUCUAAAGAAGCUAGACAGUUGAGUCUACUUGACUGUCCUCCAGAAAACAACAACAGAAAAUAGAUAGGCACUUCAUGUCUACAGUGCCAAAGGACAGCUCCUGGUUUGGAAAUUCUAGCCCUGAUAUUGAUCUGUUGAUUGAAGCAUAUUCCAGGUCAUGAUGAGGGGGAAGAAAAGGUAUUUGAAUGGACAGAACUUCAGCCUUCAAACAUGGAGGCCACUUUUUCUGCAGUCUCUAAGCUACUGAGGAGGCACCACUGGAAAUUGUCCCUCCUUGCUGACUCUGAUCUCCACAAGUACCUCGAUAUGUGGUCUUGAGCCUGGUAUUCUGAGUGCCCUCUUCCUCCUUUUUUUUUCUGCCCUGGAAAGAUCUCAGAGAGAUCUGGACAAUGAUGUAAAAUUCCUCUAGUCUCACAUGUUUCUGCUUUCAGGGCUCUUUCUUGUCAAGGUAACUUCUCAUGGGAAGGGAACCAUCUUUGUUGCUGUAUGAAUAUCCCCCCAAAAAGGGAAACAAAGUAGGUGACGCUGGUAGCACACAAGCAAAUUGGGCCUGAAAAAUCUUAAUUUCUAGCAUGUUUCAGUGGUUUUAAAUGCUUAUAGCAAUACAGAUGUUGAGUUUUAGAAUAUUUUGUGGUCGGUCACAAAUUUUGUUCCAAUCAGUGUUAGAAAUUGAGGCAGAGAAAGGUGAUGUGCUCAAGACCUUCAGUUUGCCUAAACUGGGUAGAAGUUGGAGGCUGGGUCAGACUUGGGAACUGGGCAGUUGUCCUUGUACUUCUUUCACUGAUGGGAUUACACAGUGACAGUCUGUUCCUUGGAGGGAAGACACUCUGGUUUAUCUCAUCUGAAGGAAAGAAAAGAACUUAAAUCAUAACAUGCCUUCAAACCCGCUGCUAUUGACUUCUCAGUCAUAUGGGAUCUUCUGUGCUGCUGCUCAGCUUUUUUCAGUAGACUACCAUGUUAAUUUGGGUAUCUUUGGGUAUUGUAUUUUCAGUAUUCGUAAUAACAGGUAAUCAAACCAGUGACUAAAUUAUGGGUUUGGUAAUACCUGGCUUGUGAGCACUGGGUAGCAACUCCUCAGUAACAGCUGGGUGUUAUGUGAUGGGACAUUCCUGAGGAAUCAGAGGCUCCUUUGCAAUGUUGGCUUGAGCACAGCAAUGAGGAUGGUGCUCUCCCUCUUCACCAAACACCUUAUUCCUGUAAUUCCUCCAGCUUUCUCCCUUGUACAGUCAAGUCUGCUCGGGAGAACUGCUGGUGCUCUCCUCUGGCGCUUACUGGGAUUGCAGUAAAGAAGUGAGUCCAUUUGUUCAGUUCCUUCAUCAGUGCUGCUGAUGUUAGUUCAAGGUGAGUAAAUUACCAAAGAAUAGUUAGUAGGUGUUUGUUCCUAGUCUCAGUUGUUAACUUUCCUCAUAGAUCCAUUUUUAAGAUCAUUGGUAGAGUACCCAGUGAUCUUGCUGGAUUUAGUCAGUCCACAAAGGUUACAUCAUAUUGUGGGUGACUCCUGUGACUCUCUUCAUGAAGGGAGCUCCUGAACUACAUUGUGAGGUUUAUAUUUGCUGCCUCCAUUUCAGGUCUUUGGCAGCUUUUUAUAUCUCAAGGAUUAAGAUACUUGGGGAUCGUUCUCCUCCAGAAUUUCAUCCUCUUCCUUCACCAGAGUGCUUGCUUUGUAUAUAGCUUGCAGCUGCAGAGUUAACAGAUUAAAAGUUAUGAUCUAGCUAUGUUGAGUGGUGCUUUGGUGUCUUAAUUUCUGCCCCUCAGUUGAGAGGCACUUCCAGACCUUGUGAACUGCUGUCCCUCACCUGGUGCAGGUGGGAAACAAAGCUGGCUUGCCUAGACCCUUCACAGAGGUCACCUCUUUGCUUUGUUUGCAAGAAACCAAGAGCAGGUGGGCUGUCAGUUGCACCUUGGAAAAGCAACAUUGUCUUUCAGCAGCCAGGUGGGAGCUCUGAGGUCUGUUUGUGGUGGUCUGAUACCCUUAUUUUCCGUAAACCCACUUUUCCAAGGUGUCUGAUAUAUUCUUAAUUCUUUUUCAAUUGCUGCUAUGACUGAAUUACUGGACUGGGGUACAGCUUGUUCCUAAGGAACACAUGCAGAGCUGUGUGUGGUGCAGGGGGAGCUGAUCCUCUGACCAGCCUGUGCUGAGCCUGGGACUCCUGUCCAUGCCAGGCUCGUGCUUUCUACUUAAAGCCAAGUGAAAAUCCCUGUGUGCCCCACUGGCCAUCCCACAGUCUGAGCCUGUGGUGUGACCUCAACUUAAAAUGCCUUUCUGACUGUUGCAGUGCCUCAGUAACUUGUUUGAAAGUCUCUGAAGCACAGGCACCCAGAACAAGGUAGAGUGGAAAGGAGAGCACAGCCACAUCUUGUAUGAAGGAAUCUCUGCCUGCACGUGCUCUCCUUUGCCCCUUCAGGUGAGCACUUUGUGUGGUGAGGGGGCACCAGAGAAAUAGUGAAAGGCAAACUGCUUGGUAUGGCUUCUGGGAUGCCAGAGGAAUUUAAAAACACAGAGGGGAUACCUGAAAGGGCUGAAUCAGAAACAUCUCCAGAGAGAUCAAAUAUAUUUCCCUGUCAUUCUUGUUUCAGUGCUAAAUGUAGGACAUAUCUUUUUGCUUGUGGUUGCUGGGUUAGUUUAGGAAAACCAUAUGGUGGUUGGCUACUUAAAAGAACGCUCUUGCAGAAAGAAAUCUUCCCAUUUCAUAACAGCCUUUUCCAUUAGUAUCCUGCUGGGAGCGGUAUGGUCUAAGAAAGUGCACACAGGGUUGGGAGAGUUGGUAAAAUCCGAGCUGCCUGACUGUGUACCCAAAAAAAACCACCAACCCUUGAUUGUAUACAAAUUGUGGUCGUUGGACUGAAACUGAGAGGGUGUAUACAAACUUUUGCAAUGCAGUGCAAUGUCUCUAGUCCUAGACGUUGAUUCUUUUGCCUUCAGGACAAAAAUCUAGAAGUCAAUACAUUGAUUUCUUAGGAACUGCUUUUCUAGAUUCCCUUACUAAAAGGGAAAAUUCAGGUGCUGAAUUUUAUCUCAUUAAACUUGUACUUUUUAUUUGCCCAUCCACCUGGUCUCUCUUCAUUUCCAAGGCCUCCCACAGUCUCAGGGUAUAUAAAUCACUAUGACUCAUCCAAAUAGUACCUAAAUGGACCAACCAGAGGUUAAUGUGCCUUCCUCUUCUGGUACCUUGAUCUUUGUGAGGUUAUCUCACAGACUUGUCCCUGUCCUAGGGCUGGGUACGUGCAUUGUCUUUUUCUAAGAUGUGCGUGUUGAAAUUGCAACAGGUUUGUACUGUUACUUGUGACUUGUUCCCUUUGUGUUAGGAUGUGUAGACACAAAUCAACGCACUGGUUGGUCUCAUAUCAGUCUUACCAGUGACAUCUGUCAGUGCUUGCUUGUUGUGCUCAUGUGUACACUAAUGCUGGAUCUUCCCCACUGCACGUGGUGCAUAUCAUGCACAGAAUACACAAGGUGUUAUAAAAUGUGCACUGAUCACAACUUGAUGCCCGAGGGUAGGAUUUCCUACAGUGAACUGUUUUUAAUGUUUGGGGUUCUUUUUCCCCCAAAUACAUGUGAUAAGAUCCAAAGCCUUGAGGGGGGGGAGGCGAUGGAAAUCAAGACUUGCUGAUACUUGCUGGCUUUUGGUCUGAAUGCAGGGUCUGAUGUUUGUUAACAACUCCUGCAAAUCAAUCCAUCUAACAGAGCCUUUCUCAGCUUGUUUCUGUAUUGAGCUGUGUCAGAAAUGAUGCUGGAUCCUAAACUAUCCCAGAAGCUGUCAAGUGAAAUAGUAACAGCUCUCUUCAAAUAUUACAGUGCACCUUUUUAACUGUAAGAUAAAACUAUUAGAAGUUAUGAUGCAGCUUGCAAAUGGAACAGUGGGAAAUUGCAGAUGGCAUGUGCUACCAACCUGUCUGCACAUCGGGCUUAGUGUUCUGUUACCCUGCAAAUUGUUUCUUCUCUCUGAAAAGUGAAAUUUUUUUUUAAUUUUUUUUUUAAUAGAAAGAUAUUACACUUUUGGCUUAGUUUUCUAAGGAUAUCUUUGUUAAAAGCCUCAAACCAACAUCUGGAAUUUGGACUGAGUUUCCAUCUCUUAAGCAGAUGGUGCAAUUGAUAUGUUAUGUCUCAUAAGAACAUGGAAACAGGAACACGUCCACACUCACUGUGGCCUUCCACGGGCAUGCCUAUCCAUAAUUAACUGAAUUACAGCACUGCACUCUUGAUACAUGAGGACACCUUUGUAUUUAGAAUCAGCACGAUUAGUCAUCGGUGCAUUGACAUUAAUACAUGGUCAUGGAGCUCCAAGGUAUGUGUAUUUCCUGUGCUGACUGCAUCUGCUCUCUCUGUAACCCAGUGCAGACUUACUCUGGAGUUCUCUUUUUGCUGCUUGGUAACUUCAGAGUUUCUUUAAAUUCUAUGUUUAUGACAGUAACUUUUCAGAGUAGAACAGAUGGAUUUAACUUUGUUUUCUAUUUUAAGCAUCUUCCUCUUCUCCCAUUUCUUCCUAGUUCACCUGUAACAGUCAAUUCAAAGCUGUCUGCCUACUCUGAAAAUUAUCAAUCCAUAAAAAAAAGAAAACCUAUAGCCCAACACGGAAGGAUCACUCUGUGCUUUUGCCAUAAACUUGCGUGGCUGGCUGCCUGCCUUGCAAGUGGAGACUCCACCGCUGCACAGGCUGCAGAAGCUGAAAUUCUCUUGCAUCCAUGUAGUUUGGUGGAUCAGGAAACGGAGGUGCCCUGCAUCUGCACCCAAGUGAGUUUGUCAAACUGAUCCAUAGUGGUUUAGCCAGAGAACUGGCACUUUUGGCUGCUACUCAAAGAACUAAAGGUUUCAGUGAGGGCAAAGCCAGGAGGAUGAAUUGCUGACUUGAUCCUAUUUAAAGGCUUUCUCCACAGAUUUUUUUUUUUUUUGGUCUUUUGCAUAGUUGGUGGAUUAUAAAAGAGUAGGGUAUGACCUAAAUAAUAACCCUGUGCUCAAAAGUUAUUCUAAUGAACUUUGGCCAGCGGUAAUGCCACAGGCUGGCUACGCUCAGAGGUGAGCUGGCAAUGGAGUGUUUGAAGGGUAGGCCUUGAGGGUUUGCUCCAUUAUGCCUUACAUCACUGCAGAUUAGUUGCUCCCAGAGCUGUCAAAACUCAUGUUCAUCCCUCUUGAUGUGAGGAGUGAAGCUGCAUGGGGAAGAACCUGUUCCCCCAGUGGUCACUCAGUCUUCCCCUCAACGCUCAAGGUUACCAGUGCACUUGUCUCUGUUUUCAUGACUGACUGUGACUAAUGUGCCUCAUAGCUGCCACCAGGCACCUCCAUGUGCUUCAUGCUGGGAUGAUGGAGUGGAAGGGCCUUGUCUGCAUCGUCCUCCCCCUGCUGGUUGUUGACAUUGCAAGGGUAUAACAGGCCAGCUGGGAUUUACGGCUUCAGCUGGUUGCUCUGGGCGUCUUUCACAGUGUGAUAUGGGGCCAUUAUGAAAAGGACUGGAUAAGUGACUUUGAAUGGGCUCUGUCCCUUUUGUUCAAAAUGCUGUCUCCAGUCUUGGCCUCUCAUCCCAGACUCACAUCUUGCCUGGGACUUGAGCAAGUUCCCUUGUCCUCUCAUGAUUUACUAGUUCAGGUACCAGUUCUGCAAAGCCUGGGGGUACCUGUUAGAACCCUACUACAGUCUGAAACUUCUACACUUGCUUAGGCAGUGGCUCACUGAACGGGGACCUUGCUCAUAGUCUCCCUACUCAUUUUACUCAGCUCUAGAUAUCUUCCUGGACUGCCAUUCCCCUUUCAGUCUGAAAGGGUUUGCUCCAAGGUCAUUCCUGCUCUGGGAAGGAGUUGAUUCCUGUACUGCUGGUCAUUGCACUUUGGUGGCUUUUACUUUUCUCGGUUUUAUUCUGGGGUUCACUGCAAAUGUACAAAACCAUUCUGACUUCUUCAACCUGUGAGGCAUCAUAAUUAUUUUUCUACUCCCAAAAUGCACAGAAACAAAGAUCUCUUAGACAAGUUUUAAGGAGGAAAAGCAGCUGCAUACACAUAAGUAGAAAGGUAUCUCUGGGUAGAAUAGGUGAGGGAGCAGUUUAAGAAUUUUAAGUGUAAGAAUAGUGAUGGAUUUUUUUUGUUUCUUUUAUAAAAGUUCCUUUAACAGGAGGUUAGGUGGUGUUUUAAUCCACAGAAAGUUGCAAUGUAAACCGGGGUUUUUUGUUCAUCAAUGCAAAAUGUGCCUCUCAACUAUAAUGCAAAGUCAGUCUCUCACUGUCUGCAGUGACAGCAGUUUAACUGAAGACUGAUUUAAUGUGUUUCUUGCUCUUAUGUGUAAUCCUCCAUACAACAGUCCUUGCUGGUCUUUCCCAAGCACUAUUCAGCACUAUCCCUAUUUGAAAGCAAAACAGGCCUUGUGUUGAGCAGUGUAACCUGAUGAACUUCCGUGGUUUGAGAGAGACACUGAAGAGAAGAGUCCAGGUUCCAUGUGUUUUAAUACAACUUUAAACCAGUGCAGCUAUUCUCUCAGACCAGCACCGCUUCCUGCCUUUCCCUCCAUUUAGAUGGGAAUCUAAAAGUAAAUCAAGCAAUACCUGACCCAAUUAAUGAGCUUGCAGGUGGAACAUGGGGGUUUUUUUUAAAUUUGAAGACUGAUAUUUCUCUUCUGCAAGAACUUGUCCUGGGUGCAAGAGCUUGGAUCUCAGAUUACAGCUCUUCUACCAGCUUGUUACAUGCAAUUAAGUAUUCCUUCUGAAGAGGACUGUGGAAAAGCUGUGAAGGUGUAGACUGGAACUGAUAAUUUUAGGUUAUCUGUGUGUUGCUUGACUACAUGGACAAUAUAACAGUGAUUUUUUUUUUUCCAUGUGUCAGUCACAAAUAAUUCUUAAUUUGCUGUUUGGAGGAAAACUGCUAAUAGAUAAGUUUCCAGAUCAAAUUAUGAGCCUAAUUUUCCCUCUUGCAUAACCGGGUUACUGUGUUCACAUGCCAGAAAGAUGUUGCUCUUUGAAAAAGCAUGUUUGUGUAUGUGGCAAUGCCCCAUGCACUUUUUAAAUACCUAGAUCUGUACCUUCUCAUCUGAGUAUUGUUAACCACGCUGUAGUCUGACCAAUGGAUCUUUUACUACUGCCCUGUUAUAUAGAUAAUUGUAAUUCACUGCAGUUUGGUUUUUUCCACUUCUUGAAGUUGCGUGAUCUGAAAAUUGGUGAACAGAAAGUAUUUGUGCAUCUUACUAUGGGUAUCUCUAAAUAAAAUGUAUUUGUAUAGUG
This is a messenger RNA of Myiozetetes cayanensis, 10939 nucleotides long. It is a transcript of the gene DCAF12, whose product is annotated as DDB1 and CUL4 associated factor 12. The transcript has 9 exons. Bases 119 to 1489 code for a protein of 456 amino acids. Gene Ontology annotation, cellular component: Cul4-RING E3 ubiquitin ligase complex. NCBI's taxonomy places the organism in Eukaryota, Metazoa, Chordata, Aves, Passeriformes, Tyrannidae. The record is from RefSeq and is a predicted model, not a curated record. Gene Ontology annotation, molecular function: protein binding.